GCCAUCAGUUGGUCGCUGUGUAUGUACACGGCUGCUGUCAAGUGAAACCCACGGUGUUGUUUAGUGUGCGUUUUCGGGCGAUGGUAGUCGUGCAGGCGAACGAGGCAGCAGCAGCAGCAAAGAGUCGGAAGGUCGGGUGAAAAGAAGCAGCAAAAGCGAAGGAAUUUUCAGAACAUCGACAAUUCUCCUCCCAGCGGUGCAUUUUCUUUCGUUGCGUUGCGAUAGCGUGCACGUUUGCAGUAGCCUCAUCUGGUGGGAUUGAUUUGUGGUGCGAACUGUGUGGACGGCAGCGAAAAUUGGAGUGUGUUUGUGCAGCGAGUUACGAACACAAUUUAGGAGAAGAAAAAAAGGUGGAUUUGUGUGUUCGGUGGUGGAAGAAGGCAGGAAGAAGCGUUCUGGAUGCCACAAUGAGGUUAAUUUGUGCAAAAGUAUUGUAACAUUGCUGCCCUGCAUCGCGGCCUGCCAAACGUAAAACUCGCAUUCAGUGAAGCGUAAGCUCUGCUCCCUACUGUGAAAUCACCCUCCGGAUCGUUUUACGGGAGAAUAGCAAAGGAGGGGUUGGCCCCGCACGCACAGGUGACAGCUGAAGAGCAUCCAGGAGGGGGAAUACAUCAUUUUCGACACUCGAAUGUGCAUCUCUUGCAAGUGACACACGGGAGCUGCAUUGAUUUUAUCCCAAACGCGGAUUGCCCGUUGCCCUGUACACUCUCUUGGGCACUUGCUUGCUGUCCUACGGCAGUCACAUCAGUGGGUGGGGAAUCUAUUAUGUGGAGAGAUUAAAUUUUUCUUCAUCUUCAGAGCCUGUAUCACAUCCUUCUAUCGUCAUCGUACCAUCGGCUGGUCUAACUAGCAAUCGAAAACAAUUUGCUAGAAAGAAAACGCAAAACCCACUGAGGAAGGUACCAGCAGCGGCAGCAGAAGCAUCAUUAGCAGGCCUCGGAAAAGUUCGCUUUGUCGUACAAACGCGCGCGGUGCUGUGGAUAUACGUCGAUAGUGUGAGCGAGUGUGUGCAUCGUUCCUUAGCAGGCGCGGAAGGAAACCCCCGUGGCUCGCUGUAUACCAACGCCAGGGGCACAUCAACGUAGCAGGCCGUGGUGUAAAAGCAGGCAAAAAAGCUCUGCUCAAACGUUGACGAUUAGUGCACAUAGCAUAGAGUGUGUUGAAAGAACGUGAAAAGCAUCUUCUCGUACGCGAUAGUGCUCCUCGUGUUUCGAUUUUCUCAGAGUGUGUGUGUGUGUGUGUAUGUGCUCUUUUUUUACUUUACUCUUACGCUGUGGCUCCCUUUGCUCCGUCGUGCCCCAUCAUUGAUGCUAGUGCGCUCUGUGUCCCGUUUGUUAUCAGUGGUAGUUUGAAAACAUACACAAGCAGUGGCAGCAGCACGUCCUAGCAGGCCUAUUUAAUUUGUGAGAGCGAUUUGCCCUCGUCCUGGUUGUGUGUUGUGGCAGGAGCACCAGCAGGCAGUAGCAAUUCGGCAGCAAUCAGCAGCAACAUCGUCAUCUCUCGUGUUCGUCCUGUGCCCUGGUCAUUCCCCGCGAAAGUUGGCGAGUUUUUGUCGAGAAAGCGAACGCAAACGUGGUGCGUGGAAUAGCGUGGAAUCUGUGAAGUGAAACGAAAAGAAGUAAAAAGAAGAAAAAAAAACAUCUGUACAAAGAAUACAUAAAAAAGGAAUCACUUCGAGCGAGACGGAACGAGGACGACGUGUGGCAGCUGCGGCUACAGCGAGGAAAAUGUACAGUAAAAUGAAUGGAUAUCCUUCGUCAUCCUUUCGAUCAAGUAGCGGCCGACUGUGGGGAAUGUCCCACUCGUUACCCUCCGGAAUGUCAAACUACCUACAGGAUGCUGACUUUUCAUCCUAUUCGCGGCCCCGACUGUACGGGGAUAUGCCGUCGAGCAGCACGUUCGGUGGUGGCAAUCCUUCGACACCGCACCAUCACCACCACCACCAUCACAAUCACCUCAGCCAGCCAGCGUCCCAUCAUCACACGUCAUCGUCCAGCACCAGCUCGCUGACCGGCAUGAACUUUGGUCCGGGGUCGUCCGGCACCGCCGGUACGAACCUGAUCGUCAACUAUCUACCGCAGGAUAUGACGGAGCGCGAAAUGUACUCGAUGUUCUCCGCGAUGGGACCCAUCGAGAGUUGCCGACUGAUGAGAGAUCUAAAGCAGACUGGGUACAGCUACGGCUUUGGUUUCGUAAACUACCUGAACGAGGAAGCGGCACAACGAGCGAUCAAAUGUCUGAAUGGCUAUCCGCUGCGUAACAAGCGUCUAAAGGUUUCGUACGCACGGCCACAGAGCGACGAUAUCAAGGAAACGAAUCUGUACAUCACGAAUUUGCCCCGCACGAUCACCGAGGAGCAGCUGGAUAUCAUAUUCGGCAAGUACGGUACCAUCGUGCAAAAGAAUAUCCUUCGAGAUAAGCUAACGGGUCAGCCGCGUGGAGUAGCCUUCGUACGGUUCAACAAGCGCGAGGAAGCGCAGGAAGCAAUAUCGGCCCUCAAUAAUGUCAUCCCGCAGGGUGGCAAUCAACCACUGAUAGUGCGUGUUGCAGAAGACCAUGGCAGAGCUAAGGCGGCACUCUACGUACCCUCGUACAACUCUAUAGUGCACAAUAACAGAGGUAGAGUACGAAUGCGCAAUACCCCGUACUGAAUAAUCACCCGACAUAUUUACUUACAUGCACACUUACACAGCUACACCAACAUCUUCAUCCUAAUAAUAUCCUAGUGUACAUCCUCUUGGAGGAUUUCUUUCCCCGAUUCUUAUACUCAUUUACCUAGAUGAGCUAUUUUUUAACGAAGUAUUGACAACGGUUUAUGCAGGAGAAAAUGGUGGUAAUUAGAUGUACCGAUAAGUCUAAUUGAUCAUUUUAAAUAUGUUCUGUUCAUCUUUAUCCUGGGUUUCCGUUGUCAUUGCUCGUAACUAAAUAAAACAAAGCAAAACAAUUGAUUAAGUUUGUUAUGGCAUGUAAGGAAGCUUUAGGCUGCCGAUCAGUUUUUUUUUUUCAUUCGGCAGUCCUUUUCCCGAUUCGUUGCUUAUGCAGUUUUUAAUAAUUUAUUCAUGUCUUCCCUUUGAUUAGUGGUUACCCUUAUUACGAUUAUAGUAUGAUUGCGUUUAUUCGGCCAUUUAGCGCGAUUCUCUGUGUUGUGUUAGAAGUGCGAUUUUCUUUUUGUUGUCGUUUUAAUUGUUGCCUGGUUUACCUAUGCUAAACAAGGCCGAAACAUUGCUUUAUUUCAACUGAUAUUUGAUUUCCAUUAGGACUAGAUUUUACCUUGUAGUGAAAGGUGCAUGACGAGCCUCUCGUUCGCGUCGUAAAAAAAACAUCUGCUUACAAUUGAUGGUUCUCGGAAAAAGCAACUUUGUGCAUACGUUAAGCGAAAAAAUAGCAAAACAUAUUUGGAGGAGCCUUAGCACAGAGCUUAAUAACAUAUGUUUAGUCCAGUUUUAGAUACAUAAGGAAUAUAGUUUUUGUUGCCGUAAUCUAAAUACCUGUACCUGCGUACUAACGCGAUGCAAAGCGGACAGGGUUUUGUUUCUAUUUUGUGUAUCAUGAACGUAAAAUAAUGCGUUAAACUAUCGGUUAUAUAUGGCCACUGCAGGUCAAGUAAAGCCGGUUAGUAAAUUCAAAAUAACAUUACUACGCAAGUAAUUUUAAUUGAUAAAAGAAAAACAAAUAGUUGUGAAUUGCAACCAACGUAGUAUAUAUUUUUUAUGUUAGUCCAGUCAUUAUCCAGCGUUCAUAUUGGUUGAAUAUCUAUUCUGUACGAUAAAAAUGGAUUUAUGUUAAAAUCCUUUGUUCAAGCAUGUAGUUUUUUUUACGUAUUUCAUAUGAAAAAACACGUUACACAAUGUUUCGCCUUUGUAAUUGUCCCUAUGCCCAGCAUAAUAAGGUUAGAAGGUUAGUUUCGUUUAUAUUUGUUCGAGUUUUCAAUUUUUGUGCGAAUUAGGUAUUAUAUAAAUGAAAUGUUCUGCUUGUUAGAUAGAAUGCGUACUUUUCCAUACCGUAUCAUGUAAUAUUUUGAAAGCUGCAAAGAUAGUGAUUCUUUUAACAUCUGAUGGGAACAAUUUUAUAAAGCAAAACCUUGAAGCAAGAGGAUUUUACUAACAGGUUAUUAGGGCCACACAAAAAGCAAGAAAGGCUGGAUCUUAGCGAAUCUCGCUAGCAACUGUUCUAAUCCUCUUAUUUCGGUUCAAGCUUUGAGCAAAUGGAAAAUGUUAAGAGACCAAAGCGAUUGAAAAAUAGUUUGCCAGAAAGAUUAAUUCUUAGUCGUAAGAAUGCUCCUAACAUAUCAUUAAAGAAAGCAAACGGGGAAUCAAUUACGUUACAAAAUAAUAAAAAAUAGCCUUAUUCAUUCAGA
Anopheles coluzzii is the source of this 4357-nucleotide messenger RNA. RefSeq names its product protein sex-lethal-like. Gene Ontology annotation, molecular function: poly(A) binding; mRNA 3'-UTR binding; poly(U) RNA binding. The transcript is spliced from 5 exons. Bases 1728 to 2651 code for a protein of 307 amino acids. Gene Ontology annotation, cellular component: cytosol; nucleus; ribonucleoprotein complex. The record is from RefSeq and is a predicted model, not a curated record. NCBI's taxonomy places the organism in Eukaryota, Metazoa, Arthropoda, Insecta, Diptera, Culicidae.